Brassicogethes aeneus is the source of this 276-nucleotide messenger RNA. NCBI's taxonomy places the organism in Eukaryota, Metazoa, Arthropoda, Insecta, Coleoptera, Nitidulidae. The record is from the annotation of a GenBank genome assembly.
AUGACAGAGAUGGGGUUUUGUUUCUCCUCUUCGCAAUGCAAUGAUAAAUGGAGAUACCUCAAAGCUAAGUACACUGCUAGAAAAGACAAUAUGGGUGCUAAAGGGACAGGACAGGAGCCGACUGAUAUUGAAUAUUUUGAAGAGAUGGAUUCCUUUCUAGGAAAAAAACAUACAAUCGUCCCAAUUGCGGUAGCGUCGUCACCCAAAGGUGCCACUGAUGCAGCCAAAAAGAACUUUCCUGAUAACGAGAAAAAUGAUAAUAUCGAAUGUGGUUAA